AUGGUUGGCCUAAUACAAAUUGGAACCUGGCAGAAAAUUUCGGAUUUGGGGUCAGGUGCUUUUGGAAUUGUAUCUUUAUGGAAAAAUAAUGAAAAUGAUGAUUGUGUUGCAAUAAAGAGAUGUAAAUUCCAAACAAAUAUCAAUCUGUCUCAGAAACAAAAAGAACGAUGGCUUAAUGAAGUAGAUAUAAUGAAAAUUAUCAAUCAUCCAAACAUAAUAAAAUAUAAACCACUUCCUCCUGAACUGGAAUCUGCUUUGCUCAAACAAAACCCUACCAACCUGCCUCUUAUGCCCAUGGAAUAUUGUAGGAGGGGAAAUUUGAGACACUUUUUAUGCAAACCAAAGAAUAUUUCUGGGUUACAAGAACAAGAUGUUAGGUAUAUUUUGGAAGAUAUUUCCAGUGGUCUUCAAUAUUUACAUAGCCUCAAAAUAACUCACAGAGAUAUAAAGCCAGAUAAUAUAGUGUUACAGCAUUGUGAUAAUCGCUGUGGCAAUACAAUUUACAAAAUAAUUGAUCUGGGCUAUGCCAAAGAGUUACAUGAUAGUAUAGUUAGUUUUGUUGGCACUCUCCACUACCUAGCACCUGAAAUAUUUGAGACUGAACAGUAUAACUAUAGUGUUGACUAUUGGUCAAUGGGUAUACUCACUUUUGAGAUCAUCUGUGGGGUUUUGCCAUAUUUACCACAUAUUCCACCUUUUGAGAGGUUUGGGAAGAUUAGAGACAAAGGUGCAGAUGACAUAUGCAUUUAUCUGAACUAUUCAGGUCAAAUAACUAAUUCAUCUGAGAUAAAGAAAGAACACUUUAUAUCAAGCACUCUCAAGAGCCAUAUAGAGAUUUGGCUAAGACAUGUGUUACAAUUUGAUCAAAAUAGAAGAUGCAAGAAUUUCCCAGGCAAUGUGAAAGUUUUUGAUUAUCUCAGAAAUGUAUUGAAAAAGUCUAUUGUGAGGGUUUUUUCUGUGAGGAAGUUGGAAUUUUAUUCCUAUGAGGUAAAUGAGGGUACCUUAGUGAGUACUUUGAAGGAGUGGAUAUCCAGGGAUAUCAAGAUUCCAAAAAAUGAUCUGAUACUCUUAUUUGAAAAUGGAACUUCCUGCAUGGAAAAUAAAUCUGUUCUAUUAGACAUCCUAGGUGAAGAAACUGAUAUUUAUGUUAUUAGUAAAAAUUACUUGACUGCUGAAAUAAUAUCAUACACUUUUCCUAAACUUAUAAAGGAAGCAAUGAAGUCUGCCCUGAAAUUUAACUUUUCAUAUCUGAGGCAGUUGAGAGCACAAAUGAUUUAUUAUAUAAGUACAGAGAAAACAAUAGCAAAUUACUUCAGAACAAGUUUUUUCUUGUAUUUGCGUUAUCUCAAUAGUUUGGUAAAAGGGCUGAAUAAAAAAAUUAUGUUGACAUCUAAAAGUCUUUCAAAACUGUUAAUGAAAGUGGAAUGCUACAGUAAAAUUAGAGAAAACAAUGGUUGUGAUAUUUACUUCAAUUUGAGUAAUAAAACAGAGUAUAAUGACUGCCUGAACUACCUGCUGAGGUUGACAACAAGCUUAGAAAGAAGCAUUUCUGAUUUUGAUGGACUGACAAAAAACAUCGAAGUGAUAUUCAAGAGGCAGAAAAUUCUGAAACAGCUUCUCCCUGGAGUUACUAAAAUACUGAAUAAAUAUAACUUGGAAGAACAGCUUUCCAGGGCAGUAAUUUUACUAGAGAAAACUGCAGUACCCACCAAAAAUUUUCAGAUUAAUCCAAAAGAUAUGAUUUCCAGCAUAACUACCCUGGUUUCAGAAACAAUUAGAGUCAAAGACACAUUGUUCAAGGAUAAGCACUUCAAGGCAUAUUUGAGUGCCAUGAAGAUUGUUUUGAAUGGUGCUGAUAAUAUAUUGGGCUGGAUGGAGCAAUAUGAUAGUCAUAUCCAAGAAUUGGAGACUGCAUUUGAUCAUGUUGAGAUCAUCCAUCAUAAUAUUCUAAUCAAAGCAGCUGGAAAAGAUGACACCGAUAAACAUCCAUCUGAUGAUAGUUUUGAUAAAGACUUAUUUUGUGAUUUACCUUCAUCAUAUUUGAUUAAAGAAAAUCAUGAGCUGAGAUACAAGUUUGAAGAUGUCCUGUCAGCAAGUAUCUUAGAACAUAAAAUGUUCAUAGAAUCAAUGAAGCCAUACUCUGUGCCCUGA
Phaedon cochleariae (mustard beetle) is the source of this 2151-nucleotide messenger RNA. The record is from the annotation of a GenBank genome assembly. Lineage: Eukaryota; Metazoa; Arthropoda; Insecta; Coleoptera; Chrysomelidae.